GUACUAUGUAAGAUACCUAAAUAUGCGCAAGGUACCUUCCAUUGGCUACUCAACAAGAAGCAAGUUUAGGCGUUCCCAUCUAUACGACUUAUACUACGUCGAAACUGAAUCAUAUCAACAGAAGCGGUGACGCUAUCGAUCGCCGGUCUUUUUGUUUCUUCGUUUUCGCCUUAUAUAUAGCAUGUUAUCUUCGCUAAACCUUACAGUGGUAAACGGUUCUUUACUAUUACUCUCUUAGUAACUUAUGAGGGGAUCGAUAAAGCUACUAUUUCCACCCCAACAAAUCAAGCACGACCAAGGUCCAGGAUUUGCCCAUGGCUGCCGCCUCGUCUAAGACUCCUCUCGUGCCUGGGCACGUUGAGGAGAAACAAGCCGCCCUCUUUUCUGACCUCCCGCCGUACUCAGACCCUACCACGGGAUUCGUGUCACGGCUUCCACGGCCAUGGAUCCCCUAUGCUCAGCUUAUGCGUCUGGAACGACCCGCAGGCCUGUACGCUUUCUACUUCCCCUACCUAAUCGGACUCGUGUACGCUGCUUGUAUUGCCCCUGCAGCUCCUGAGCCUCUUGUCGUACUACAACUGGCGGCGAUAUUCUUGCCCAUGAAUAUCCUCCUUCGUGGCGCUGCUUGCUGUUGGAACGACACCGUCGAUCAGGACUUCGAUAGACAAGUAGAGCGCUGUCGCCACCGGCCCGUGGCGCGCGGUGCCGUCUCGACUACCUCGGCGCACAUCUUCACUCUGGCGCUGCUGGCAGCUAUCUACCCCAUCUUGACCCUGUUCCCGUCGGGGUGUAAGUUGCACAUGGCAAUCAGCAUGGUUCUGUUCUUCGUCUACGCACUCAUGAAGCGCGUGACGUACUAUCCCCAGGUCUUCCUCGGCUUUCCCUUCGCCUGGGCUAUUUUCUUCUGCGCCGCCGCACUAGACGUAGACCCGUUCGGCGCAUACGCCGCCCCGACUUCCGCUCUUUUCGGCGCCAACGUCUUGUGGACUAUCAUUUACGACACCAUCUACGCGCACCAGGACGUCAAAGACGACGAGAAGGCUGGUGUCAAGAGCAUGGCCUUGCGCUUUAGAAACAACACUAAAUUCCUAGCAAGCAGUUUAGCUGUGGUCAUGGUCGUUUUACUCACGCUAUGCGGCGUGUGGACGGGUAGCGGCACGCUCUACUACGUUGGUACCGUGGGGGGGGUUGCCGCAGCCAUGUCGUGGUAUAUCUACAGCGUAGAUCUGGGAGAUCCGCGGAGCUGUGGAACUUGGUUCCAUGAUCAGUUCUGGAUCGUCGGUGGCGCUCUGAUGGCUGGAUUUACUGCCGAGUAUUUGUGCCGUGCAGCGAAUAAUAUGACCCGACGUUAUUAGUUGCGGGAAGGAAUAUAAGGGGUAUGUAGGAUGGGCUGGAAUAAACAUAGUAAGACAUAUGACGGUGGCUCUGGUAACGUGAAUAGGAAUCACGAAUAGGCUCCUAUAUGAAUAAUGACUCAGCCUUUAUUGUCUUUAUGUUUCAUUUGUUCUACUGUACCGCUUCAUCCAGUAGCGUAUGAGAUUUACCUACCGUGGUGCUAGCUAAGGAGGCACCUAGCAAAGC
Molecule: messenger RNA, 1581 nt
Organism: Daldinia loculata
Lineage: Eukaryota; Fungi; Ascomycota; Sordariomycetes; Xylariales; Hypoxylaceae
Product: putative 4-hydroxybenzoate polyprenyl transferase
Exons: 1
Coding region: 315-1355 (346 amino acids)
Biological process (GO): ubiquinone biosynthetic process
Cellular component (GO): mitochondrial inner membrane
Molecular function (GO): 4-hydroxybenzoate polyprenyltransferase activity
Source: RefSeq, a predicted model, not a curated record